UAUCCAUAAGCCAGACGGCAUAAUUCCCCCCUCCCCCCUCCUAUUUGCCUAAUACCAGAUUCCUGUAUUUUCUUCCAUUUUCUUUCAAUCCAUCCAAAACCCGGCUCUCCUUGUCGAAAUGGCGACGACUCUGUUAGCUUCCUCUCAAACAAGCUUCCACCACCCACUCUCUGUCUCUGACUCAUCAUUUUCAAGUCCUUCAUCCUCUUCUUCAUCGGUCUCUAUGUUCACUCUCACAAAACCUCGAAUCCUUUCAUUACCUUCUUACAAAUCCAGUUUCUUCAACCCAAUUGGGAGCUAUUUCAAGUGCAUUGAGAUGGAACCAAGAAAAAUCAGGAGCUCUUCACUAGCGGUUCGAAUGUCAUGGGACGGUCCACUCGCUUCCGUCAAAUUAAUCAUACAAGGCAAAAAUCUCGAAUUAACAGAUACAGUUAAGCAGCAUGUUGAGGAGAAGGUUGGUAAGGCAGUUCAGAAGCAUAGCCAUCUGGUGAGAGAAGUUGAUGUUAGGUUGUCUGUUCGUGGGGGAGAACUUGGGAAAGGUCCCAGGAUUCGAAGAUGUGAGGUGACUUUGUUUACAAAGAAGCAUGGAGUAGUUCGAGCAGAAGAAGAUGCUGAGACAGUAUAUGGGAGUAUAGAUUUGGUGUCCUCAAUUCUACAAAGAAAGUUAAGGAAGAUUAAGGAGAAAGAAUCAGAUCGUGGCCGCCACAUGAAAGGCUUCAGUAGAUCAAAAGUUAGAGAACCGGUGGCGGUAGUAGUAGAUGAUGAUGCAGAGGCCUUUCCCGAGCAGGUAGUAGCAGAUGAUGACGUAGCAGCGGUUCCCGAACAGGAGGAUGAUAGCUUUAUAGAUGAGAUUGUUCGUACAAAAUACUUUGAGAUGCCACCACUGACUGUCUCUGAAGCAGUUGAGCAGCUGGAAAAUGUUGAUCAUGACUUCUAUGGUUUCCGCAAUGAAGAAACUGGUGAGAUUAAUAUUUUAUACAAAAGGAAAGCUGGAGGGUACGGACUCAUUAUACCUAAAGGAAAUGGUAAAGCUGAGAAUUUAAACCCGCUGGUGGUCGAAUCUGGAAAAGAACACUCUUACGUGGAAUAGUUUGUCUGAGAUUGUGAGAAAGAAAGUUGCAAGCUGUUCUGUUCAUCUGUAGAUUUUUCAUGGCAACACUAUAGAUGAAGGUCAAGGCAUGUAGAGAGACAUAGUACAAGGUUUAAGAUUAAGCGAAGAUGAUCAUGUGGGGGUUAAAAAUAUCAUUGCCUGAAGUAUGGGGGAUACAUGAAUAAUGAUAUUUGUACAAUCACCAUGCAAUCUAUAUAACAUCUCUUACAUCUUAAUUUGCUCGAA
Messenger RNA from Gossypium raimondii (Peruvian cotton), 1336 nucleotides. RefSeq names its product ribosome-binding factor PSRP1, chloroplastic. The transcript is spliced from 5 exons. Lineage: Eukaryota; Viridiplantae; Streptophyta; Magnoliopsida; Malvales; Malvaceae. The coding region runs from base 119 to 1090 and encodes 323 amino acids. Gene Ontology annotation, molecular function: ribosomal small subunit binding. Gene Ontology annotation, biological process: primary metabolic process; negative regulation of translational elongation. The record is from RefSeq and is a predicted model, not a curated record. Gene Ontology annotation, cellular component: cytosolic small ribosomal subunit.